This is a messenger RNA of Chionomys nivalis (European snow vole), 972 nucleotides long. RefSeq names its product vomeronasal type-1 receptor 4-like. NCBI's taxonomy places the organism in Eukaryota, Metazoa, Chordata, Mammalia, Rodentia, Cricetidae. The transcript has a single exon. The coding region runs from base 106 to 972 and encodes 288 amino acids. The record is from RefSeq and is a predicted model, not a curated record. Gene Ontology annotation, molecular function: pheromone receptor activity. Gene Ontology annotation, biological process: G protein-coupled receptor signaling pathway. Gene Ontology annotation, cellular component: membrane.
GCUAUUAUGCAAAACGUUUUUCAGAUAAAUGUCUAGCAUUACUGAUGCUUUCUGGAAAAACUCUUUGUAUCCUGAAUACAAGAUUUUCUACAAAGGUAGGAAAAAAUGCUUUCAAAAUUCAUUAAGCAAAUAGUUUUCCUCUUCAUGACUGUGUUUGGCACUCUGGGAAAUAUUUAUGUUUCUGUGAAUUAUAUGUUCAGUUGCUUCAGAGGGCCUGAGAAGAAACCUGUACACUUUAUUCUCAUCCAUUUGACUUUUACAAACAUCAUAAUUCUUCUUGCAAAAGGAUUGCCAAAGACAAUGGCAGCUUUUGGUUUGAGAAACUUCUUAAAUGACAUAGAAUGUAAGAUCCUCAUUUACCUGUCAAGGGUGGCCCGUGGGGUCUCCAUCUGCACCAGCGGUCUCCUCACUGUGGUCCAGGCCAUUAUCAUCAGUCCCAGAGCAUCUGAGUGGAGGAGGCUCAGACCAAAGUCUGCAUGGCACAUCCUUCCAUUCUUUUCGUUCUUUUGGAUACUCAACGCUUUAAUAGGUAUGAACCUAAUCCAUUCCAUCACAGGUAUAAGCUUGAAUAUAUCACAGCUUAAUAAUAAAGAUGACUAUUGUUAUUUUAUGCUAGAAAGUAAGACUACAAAAUGGAUAGUUCUUCCCUUUAUGGUCCUGAGAGAUGCUGUAUUUCAGGGAGUCAUGGGAGCGGCCAGUGGCUACAUGGUACUUCUUCUCCACAAGCACCACCAGCAUGUCCUCUACUUUCAGAACUCCAAGCUUCUCUAUAGAACUCCCCCUGAGCUGAGAGCUGCUCAGAGUGUCCUCCUUCUGAUGCUCUGUUUUGUUUUCUUUUAUUGGACUGACUGUGCUUUUUCUCUACUUUUAAGUCUCUCUUUAGCAGAUAAAUCUGUGACGGGAAAUAUUCAAAAAUUUCUGGCCCUUGGUUAUGCAACCUUUAGCCCCUUUGUGCUGAUUCACAGGGAUUGA